GAAUCGUACGGCUAAUUUACACAUAACCUGAAUUUUAGAGUAGUUUUCUUCUAGAUUUCUACAUUUUAUUUGCAUAAAAAUGGUUAUUUUAGGAGAACAAUUUCCUAAUUUUUCGGCAAAGACUACAGUGGGAGAUAUAUCAUUCCAUGACUGGCUAGGAGAAUCUUGGGGUAUACUGUUUUCUCAUCCAGCAGAUUUCACACCAGUAUGUACUACAGAACUAGCCAGAUUAGUAAAGUUAAUUCCAGAAUUUACAAAAAGAAACACUAAAAUAAUUGCCUUAUCUUGUGACUCAGUAGAGAGCCAUUUGAAAUGGAGUGCUGAUAUUCUUGCCUAUAGUGGUUGUUUAGAGGGCACAUUUCCUUAUCCAAUUAUUGAAGAUCAAGAUAGAGAUCUUGCCAUUGAAUUAGGAAUUAUUGAUUCAGAUGAGAAGGACUCUGAUGGCAUACCACUUUCUGCAAGAGCUGUGUUUAUUGUUGAUCCAAAAAAGAAGAUGAGACUGUCCAUUUUAUAUCCCGCUACCACGGGAAGAAAUUUUGAUGAAAUUCUAAGAGUGUUGGAUUCCUUACAACUUUGUGACAAACAUAAAAUAGCUACACCUGCUGAUUGGGUCCCUGGUGAAGAAGUGAUGGUACAACCCACUGUUUCUGACACUGAACUUAACAGUUUGUUCCCAGUUGUUACAGUUAUGACAGUUCCUUCAGGAAAGAAAUAUUUAAGAAUGAUACCAGAUCCAAAAUAAAAUGUAUUGUUGUGUUUCCUAUUAUCUGUUCUCAUAUUUACAUAAUUUUGUUUAUUUUGUAAUAUUCUUUAAUAAUAAAACAAAUACUUAAUAAC
This is a messenger RNA of Diabrotica balteata, 837 nucleotides long. The record is from the annotation of a GenBank genome assembly. Lineage: Eukaryota; Metazoa; Arthropoda; Insecta; Coleoptera; Chrysomelidae.